Molecule: messenger RNA, 489 nt
Organism: Aspergillus clavatus NRRL 1
Lineage: Eukaryota; Fungi; Ascomycota; Eurotiomycetes; Eurotiales; Aspergillaceae
Exons: 3
Coding region: 1-489 (162 amino acids)
Molecular function (GO): zinc ion binding
Source: RefSeq, a predicted model, not a curated record
AUGGACAACGACAAGAUCGCCCCGACUGCAAGCGCACAAGCUCCCGCGCCCGCCUACUCGGAGUUCCCCGAGGCACACACCCCGACCCCAGUUGCGCCCCAAAACACCUACUCGCCGCACCCCGCCAGUCCCCUCGCCCAGAGCACCGUCCCAGAAGCCUUCACGCCGCAGCCCGGCGCCGCAGCUGCCAAUCCCAGCGGAUACACCAUGGCGGUCCCGCUGGCGUCGCUGCAACGAGGCCCGACGCCGGUCGACUGUCCGGUGUGCGGACAGCGGGAGAUGACGAGGACAGAGCCGGAGGCGGGGAAUACCACGCAUGGAUGGGCGGCCGUGCUGUGCUGCUGCUUCUGUCUCGGGUGUCUCCCGUACCUGAUGUCGUCGCUGAAGGACGUGAACCACUUCUGUGGGAAGUGCGGGGCGAUGCUGGCGACGUGGCAUAAUAGUGGACGGGUGGAAGUGCAUACUGCGGCGGCGAGGAAAGCGUCGUAG